This is a messenger RNA of Schistosoma haematobium, 1428 nucleotides long. Its product is annotated as Stress response protein nst1. The transcript has 9 exons. The coding region runs from base 726 to 1367 and encodes 213 amino acids. Gene Ontology annotation, molecular function: GTP binding. The record is from RefSeq and is a predicted model, not a curated record. NCBI's taxonomy places the organism in Eukaryota, Metazoa, Platyhelminthes, Trematoda, Strigeidida, Schistosomatidae. Gene Ontology annotation, cellular component: nucleolus.
GACGAUCUCUCCAAGGUCACGUUGCCGUCGUCUUUUCACGUGGUGACUAUCUAUUUCCCUUUCUAGGCUUUGGAUAUUAAAAGAUGGUCAGGAAAUGCUUAAGUAAAUUAUGAGUAUUAAUAUUACUCUGCCUGUAGAAAACAAAAGUAAGCGCGUAACCUGUCACAAGCGAUACAAAAUUAUCAAGAAGGUAAAAGAGCAUCACCGCAAGUUACUUAAGGAAGCUAAAAAGAACUUAAACCGACAUCGAAAGGAUCCUGGUGUCCCUAACAUUCUACCCUUCAAAGAAAGUUUUCUGAAAGAUGUUGCCGAAGCAAAAAUGAAGCUAGAAGAAGCAAGACUUAAAAAUAUAGAGUAUUCUCAAACUUAUAAGUCUCUGAAACAUGAAGAUGUUUCUCACUCAACAGUUCAGCACGAUGUUAAAGACGUUAUAAUCCAGUCUGACGUUAUAUUGGAAGUAUUGGAUGCACGUGAUCCAAUGGGUACGCGCUGUCCAGAGAUAGAAGAAACUGUCCUUAGGGAGAAUAAACGUUUGGUUUUGCUCAUCAAUAAGAUUGGUAAGUGUUACAUAGGUAACCGUUUUAGACCUUGUUCCGCGAUCCAAUCUCGAGGCUUGGGUAAAUUACCUACGCAAAACUCACACGGUCAUAACAUUCAAGGCAAAUACGCAACGCCAGAGUAACCAUCUUUCGUGUGGAAAACCAUAUCUUCUGAAAGAUGGAAAAAUGCCAAGUAAAGGGUUCGGAACUUCUGAAUUAUUGUCGUUGCUUGCAAACUACUCCCGUGAUCCAAGCUCCAGUCUGUCUAACACUAACACUCGUCUUAGUUUGACCGUUGGUGUCGUCGGCCUUCCGAAUACUGGCAAAAGCGCACUCAUAAAUACACUUAAAAGGCAAAAGGUGUGCGUCAGUGGUAAUGUUCCCGGUUUAACACGUCAGUCUCAGCGUGUACGGAUUGACAAGAACCUAUUUCUUCUCGAUACUCCGGGUACCUUGAUUUCAAAGUCAUCUGAUGCUUCAGAUCUUGUGUUAAAAAAUUGUAUAAAACCAGAAAUGCUCCCGGAUCCUGUUCCAGCUGUUGAAGCCAUAUUGCGUCGUUGUUCACAAGCGCAACUGGUUUCUAAGUAUAAGAUUGAAGAGUACAAUAAUGUUUCAGAGUUCCUAGUUAAGUUAGCACACCGUUUGGGUCGAAUGAAAAAGGGUGGUAUUCCAGACACCACCAUGGCAGCGCGUUCUGUAAUUAAUGAUUGGAUUAUUGGAAAAAUCACUUACUCCACGGAGCCUCCGUAUACUGAUACUGUCGAAGAAAAUCUCGAUUUAUCUUUAAAAGACAAUGCAAUGGAUAUCUCUGAAUUUCCGACAAACUAAUAGAUGUAAAUGUUUGGGAGUGUAAAUAUAACAUUUAAUGUAUUUUGCUUUGACUGUUAAA